GGCUCGCAAUCGGGACUAUUCAACCAGAAAGUCAUCAUGAUAAUAUAAAAUUGUCACCUUACAUUUCUUUUAGCACUGUCGGGUGGAAGGGAACUCCGUCAUACUGACCUUUCCCGAGGGUUGUCACAUACAUUUGCUUAGCCAAUGCCCAAGCACCCAAUCGUACUGGCUCAUGGCCUCUUUGGCUUCGCAGAACUCAAACUGGCGGGGUCUUACCUGCCUCCGAUUCACUAUUGGCACGGCAUCAAGGAUGCCUUGAUCGCAAACGGCAACGAAGUUCUCACGGCCACGGUCCCGCCGUCAGGAAGCAUCGAGGAGCGGGCCGCCAAGCUGCGCGAACACAUCCUCGCCAACUCCAAAGGCAGACCAGUCAACAUCAUCGCUCACUCGAUGGGUGGAUUAGAUGCACGUUACAUGAUCAGCAAGGCACGCCGCACACGAAGCGCUGCGCAGGAGCAGAAGAAUGAGCCCGAGAACGACAUCAAUGUGAGGGCGCUGGUGACGGUCGCAACUCCACAUCACGGCUCGGCGUAUGCGGAUUUCCUGCUUGAUCAGAUCGGGCAGGAAAACCUGCCUCGGUUGUAUAAUGUUUGGAAGAGCACAACGGGGCUCGGGACUGGGGCGUUCACCC
This is a messenger RNA of Cryphonectria parasitica EP155, 631 nucleotides long. RefSeq names its product alpha/beta-hydrolase. The annotation marks the transcript as partial. The transcript is spliced from 2 exons. The record is from RefSeq and is a predicted model, not a curated record. Lineage: Eukaryota; Fungi; Ascomycota; Sordariomycetes; Diaporthales; Cryphonectriaceae. Gene Ontology annotation, molecular function: triacylglycerol lipase activity.